Chiloscyllium plagiosum (whitespotted bambooshark) is the source of this 2163-nucleotide messenger RNA. RefSeq names its product guanine nucleotide-binding protein subunit alpha-14-like. Gene Ontology annotation, cellular component: heterotrimeric G-protein complex; cytoplasm. The record is from RefSeq and is a predicted model, not a curated record. Gene Ontology annotation, molecular function: guanyl nucleotide binding; G protein-coupled receptor binding; GTPase activity. Gene Ontology annotation, biological process: phospholipase C-activating dopamine receptor signaling pathway; adenylate cyclase-modulating G protein-coupled receptor signaling pathway. Lineage: Eukaryota; Metazoa; Chordata; Chondrichthyes; Orectolobiformes; Hemiscylliidae.
UGCACAUUAAAUUUUAAAGGAGGUUGUCCAUUUCGCUGGCUCUUGUCAUUUGAAUGUUGGAUUUACUUCAGGAACAAAUGUACUGUGAUUGAUGUUAGAUUAAAGAACACCAAGUCAGACCAAAUUUGACCCCGUUCUAACUGGUGGAUCAGUUGUUUGAGUUAGCUUUAAGUGAGUUUCACUGAAGUUUCUUGGCCUUUGGCUAGUUUCAAUGUGAGAGUGAGGAUCUCCGCCAGAGUAUGGCUCCGUGUCUGUAUUAUCUGUUUUGUGGCCGCUGUUACUGUUGUCUGUCGGAGAAUGAGAAAAUUGCAUUGACUAUCAGCAAUCAAAUUGACAAGGAGACAAAGCAGCUGAAACAGAAGCAACUGAGAGAACUCAAACUCCUAGUUUUAGGCACUGGAGAAAGUGGCAAGAGCACAUUCAUCAAACAGAUGAGAAUCAUCCAUGGGUCUGGAUACUCAGAGGAAGACAGGAAAGCAUUUGCAAAGUUGGUCUUUCAGAACAUUAUCACUGCAGUACAGUCCCUUGUCAGAGCUAUGGACACAUUGAAUAUACAAUAUCAGCUGCAGGAGAAUAAGGAAAAUUUGUAUAAAAUAAAGGAUUUGGAAGCCUACAAAAUCUCAACUCUUGAAAGACAGCAUGUGGAUGCAAUUAAAAGCUUAUGGAAUGAUACAGGAGUGAGAAUGUGUUAUGAACGACGUCGGGAGUAUCAGUUGCUUGACUCUACAAAUUAUUACCUGACAGACAUUGAUCGUAUUGCAGCCAGUGAUUACAUCCCAACAGAUCAAGAUGUCUUGAGGGUUCGAGUACCAACAACAGGCAUCAAUGAGUAUUCAUUUAACAUGCAUACAGUAUCUUUAAGAUUAGUGGAUGUUGGAGGACAGAAGUCUGAGAGGAGGAAAUGGAUUCACUGCUUUGAGAAUGUCAUAUCGAUUAUAUUCCUGGCCUCUCUCAGUGAAUACGAUCAAGUCCUCGAAGAGAGUGAGAAUGAGAAUCGAAUGCGGGAGAGCCUGGGUCUUUUUCACUUUAUUCUGAAAUCCAACUAUUUUGUCAAUUCAUCCAUCAUCCUGUUCUUGAAUAAAAAGGAUAUUUUGGAAGAGAAAAUUAGAAAGUCGCAUUUAGUGGACUACUUUCAUGAAUUUGAUGGACCUAAACGGAAUGCUGAAGCCGCCAUGGACUUUAUCGAGACAAUGUAUCUACGCCAAGUUGAAGAGGGGAGAAGAAUCUUCUCACACUUCACCUGUGCCACAGACACCGAUAACAUCCGCAAAGUGUACUUGGAUGUUAGGGACACUGUCUUGUUUGGAAUCUUACAAGACCUGGAUUUAUUAUAGAAAGACAAGAUAAAAGUGGUGUCUUUAACUUUCCCAAUACAGCUUGGCUGAGAACAUAAAAAUCCUUAGAAGUCAUAUCAACACUCCUAUCAAUGACAUGUUUCUUCAGCUGUUGCACCGUAGAUUUGAAAAGCACUUAUUUCCAAAAUGAAACCUUUCUGGAACUAUUUUUGUGAUCAUAUUACUGUUAAUCUUCACACAGAUCAACAAACUUUAAAGUGAAGAUUAACUGGAGAAGGAUGGUCAAAUGAUGAAGAAACUGUAACAUAUCUUCAUGAAUUUUCCAAGGGUUUGUUCACUGAUUUUGACAAUCUAUAGUUUGUCUUUAAAAGCCAGGUUAAUUACUAUACUCAGGAAUGGAUGUUUGUACUGAGUGAUCUCAAGAUCAGAGGUAAACUGGCGGUAAUGGCGAAGGAGGCCAUGAUCCCAGCACAUUCAGGAUCAUGUGCAAGGAGGAAAGAAUAUCACUCACUCUUUGCAAGUCACCCCAAUGAAUACUGAAUUGACGCUAUCUUCCUUCAGGCCUGAGAUGAUGUGUAGCUCAUGCCCAGUGACACAAUUCACCCCUCUUGCUCAAGAACACAGAGCUUGGUGUUUAUCCUGGAGUUGCCAAUUCUGCUUGGAUAUAUAUCAUAAAAUCAUAGAAUCCCCACAGUGUGGAAACAGGCCAUUUGGCCCAUCAAGUCCAUUCUGCCCCUCUGAAAAGCAUCCCAUCUAGACCAAACCCUUACCCUAUUAGCCUGUAUUUUCCAAGGGUAAUCCACCUAACCUGAGCAUCCUGGACUCUAUGGGCAAUUUAGCGUGGCCAAUCCACCUAUCCUGCACAUGU